Molecule: messenger RNA, 1656 nt
Organism: Beauveria bassiana ARSEF 2860
Lineage: Eukaryota; Fungi; Ascomycota; Sordariomycetes; Hypocreales; Cordycipitaceae
Product: dihydrouridine synthase
Exons: 2
Coding region: 1-1656 (551 amino acids)
Biological process (GO): tRNA processing
Molecular function (GO): flavin adenine dinucleotide binding; tRNA dihydrouridine synthase activity
Source: RefSeq, a predicted model, not a curated record
AUGACCGCGGCGCAGGAGACAACCCAGUCGGUGGCCACGCUGGCCGUGGAGGCGACGGCUGCGGCCUCCACGACCGCUGCAACGAAGAAACUGCACGGAAGGGCAUUCUAUGAAAGUAUCGGCAGUCCCAAAUUUAUCGUGGCCCCCAUGGUGAACCAGUCUGAGUUUGCCUGGCGCAUGCUCUCUCGAUCCUUUCUCUCGGCCGACGAAAAGUCCAAGAUGCUUGCCUACACGCCCAUGUUCCACGCGCGCCUCUUCUCGCAGGACCCGAAAUAUCUCAAGGCGCAUUUCCAGGCCACGCGCCCUGGCGCGACCGGCGAUUCUUACGACUCCAGUCUCUGGCUCGAUGGUAACCCCUCGGGCGACCGCCCCCUCUUUGUGCAGUUCUGCGCCAACGACCCGGCGCACCUCCUUGCGGCGGCGCGGCAAGUGGCGCCGUACUGUGAUGCAGUCGACCUAAACCUCGGCUGUCCGCAGGGCAUCGCGCGCAAAGGCCACUACGGCGCAUUCCUGCAGGAAGACCAGGACCUCGUAUUCCGCCUCAUCCACACGCUGCACACGGAGCUGUCAAUUCCCGUCACCGCCAAGAUUCGCAUACUUGAGACCAAGGAGCAGACGCUGGCGUACGCGCAGACCGUGCUCAGGGCGGGCGCCUCGAUUCUCACGGUGCAUGGGCGGCGGCGUGAACAAAAAGGCCAUCUGACGGGCGUGGCUGACUGGCAGAUGUUGCGAUUCCUGCGGGAGAGCCUACCGCCGGAGACGGUGCUGUUUGCGAACGGCAACGUGCUGCAGCACGGCGACGUGGAGGCUUGCCUGGCGGCGACGGGGUUCGACGGCGUCAUGAGCGCAGAGGGCAACCUCAGUAACCCGGGCGUCUUCGCCAAGCCCCCGGCGGUGGGGAAGGAGGGCCGCGAGUACUGGCGCGGCAAGGACGGCAAGGGUGGCUGGCGCGUCGACGCUGUCAUGAGACGAUACAUGGACAUUAUACACAAGUACGCGCUCGACGCGGAGCCGCCGGCGCGCCGUCCGCUGUUUUUGCCCGGCGACGACACCGCGUGGCUGACGGCCGAGGAAGACGAUCUUGACGAAGGAGACGAACGCGGGCAGAAACGCCGCAAAACGACGGCGGCGUCGGCGACGGAUAGCGAAUUAGGCGGUGCCGCCGCCGCCAAGAGGCACGACCCGUCGUCGUCGCCCAACAUUGUCGCCAUGCAACCACACCUCUUCCACUUACUGCGGCACUUUGUAACCAAACACACGGAUGUGCGGGAUAUGCUGGCGCGCACGCGCAAGACGGGCAUGGCAGGAUUCGAGGCAGUGCUAGACGCCGUGGAGCGACGCGUCGCCGAGGGCCUGCUCGAGUACGAGCGGACGAACGGCGGGAGCUUCGAGGAGGAGAUGAGGAUGGCAGCGGAGCGCCCGCGCGAGACGGCGGACGGAGGCGAGAGCUCGAUGGAAGCGCUGCUGCGGUGCAAGAGGCCGUGGUGGGUGGUGCAGCCGAUUGUACGGCCGCUACCGAGUGAGGCGCUCGCCAAGGGCUCAAUACGGCCGAGCAAGAAGGAGCUCAAGGACAAGGCAAGGGGGGAGGAGGAGGAUCAGAAGAAGAGGGUGGAGUUGGAGCAAGUGGUGCAGAAGAAUGAGGCUGUCGAGGCGUAG